AUGAAUUAUGGUACAGAUGUAGUUACCCAUACAAAGCCCAAGUCAAGGCAGAAUAAAGUAAGUUGUAACGUAGAUGAUUUAACGUCGAGAGCUAUUGGUGAUUUCGGUAGAUGGCAAUGCCGGAUAAGCGCUCUUAUGGCACUACUAAAGCUGCCAAUAGCUUGGUACCAAUUAAAUAUAAUCUUUUUGGCGCCACCACAAGAGUUUUGGUGUAUUAAACCAAUUAUGUUUGACAAAUACUCUGACGAAGAGUGGCGUCAAAUGUCAGUGCCGCGAAUUGAAGAAUUUCCAUGUUUGAUUUUCGAUCCGAAUAUGCUUAUUCGGACACACAAAAUAAAUAAAUAUAAAAUACCGCUAGUCGAGUGCACAAACUUCACUUACGACCAGGCUUUAUUCACUAGGACCAUCACAUCUGAAUGGAAUUUAGUAUGCAGCAAACAUUGGUUGGUUCAUUUGUCACAAUGUGUGAUGAUGUGGGGCGUACUUCUCGGAGGCAUAAUUUUCGGAAUAUUGGCUGACAAUUAUGGUCGAAAAGUUCCACUCAUUGUCGCAAUAAUUCUUCAAAGCGAAGCCAGUUAUAUUUCCAGUAUGAUCCCAUGGUACUGGGGUUGGUUAUUUGUUUGGUUAAUAUUAGCCCUGGCCUCUGGAGGCAUUGGGAUUAUAUCAUUCGUAAUAUGCAUGGAGGCAGUUAGUGGCAAAUGGCGAACAAUUGUACCAAUAAUCUAUCAAUUGCCAUUUGGGCUAGGAAGUUCUGUUAUGGCUGGAAUUGCUUAUUUCUUCAGAGAUUGGAGACAACUAGAAUUCAUUUUGGCGAGUAUUUCUGCAAUAUACAUUUUGUAUUGGAUUUGGGUACCAGAGUCACCGCGGUGGUUACUAGCGACAGGGCAAAUAGAUAAAGCUCUAGAGGUGUUGAGAGUGGCAGCGAUACAAAAUAAGAGGGAAAAUAAUUUGAAAGAUAUUGAAAACUUGUUAUCUAAAUGUAAAGGACAGAAAAGUAAGAAUCCCGGUUUCAUAGACUUCUUCAAAUCAAAAAAUAUGAGAAAAAAGACUCUAUUGUUGUCCUUAAGCUGGUUUUGCACAGGAUUAGCAUUCUAUACUUUUUCACAAUACCUUGGCCUAAUUGGGGCAAAUAUUUUUUUAACUGUAGCAUGGAGCGGCAUUAUUUCAACUCCAGGAGCAAUUUUAUGUAUUUUCAUCGUAAUGAAAACUGGUAGAAAGAUGACGGUCUGGAUAUUCCAGCUUAUGACAGCAAUGUGUUUUGUAUUUAUACUAUUUACACCUAAGGAUAUAUUUGUCAAAGAUUGGCCAAGACUAUUAUUUGCUGGCGUCGGAUUUGCGGGUUUAGCGGGAACGGUGCCAGCACUGUACCUUUUCUCUGGCGAGCUGUUUCCAACUCUCGGACGUAAUGCAGGCGUUGGUGGAGUUACUAUGUUUGCUCGCAUUGCAGCAAUGAUAGCACCGGCGGUGGUCAGUCUGGACGAAAUAUUACCAGACCUCCCGCUAAUAUUACUGGUCAUCACUUCUUUUAUUCAAAUGCUAUUUAUUGUACCCCUGCCUGAAACAAAAAACUGCCCCCUACCCGACACUUUGGAGGAAGCAGAAUGA
Achroia grisella is the source of this 1605-nucleotide messenger RNA. RefSeq names its product organic cation transporter protein-like. Gene Ontology annotation, biological process: transmembrane transport. NCBI's taxonomy places the organism in Eukaryota, Metazoa, Arthropoda, Insecta, Lepidoptera, Pyralidae. Gene Ontology annotation, molecular function: transmembrane transporter activity. Gene Ontology annotation, cellular component: membrane. The transcript has 8 exons. Bases 1 to 1605 code for a protein of 534 amino acids. The record is from RefSeq and is a predicted model, not a curated record.